CGCUUGGCUGUCUGCGCUCUAUCGCACGUGUCCAUUCAAGACGUCUUCGUUUUUAUAUUUCCUUCUGUACUGUGUAUAGUCAAUAUGUCGUUCACACAGGAAGAGUGUUCGAAGAUGAUCUUUUUCGUGCAGCUUGUUGAAAAAAAUCCUUGUCUGUGGAAUCACACAAUGAAAUCUUAUUCAAGGGCAGAUGUGACGAGUUUGGCUUGGAAAAAUAUAGCAACUGAAAUGAAGGAAACUGAACAGAUUUGUCGUGACCGAUGGAAAAACAUCCGCACUGCUUUUGGAAGGUCAUUGAAACCUUUGAAAUCAGGAUCGGGAAGGCUAAAGAAACCAUAUUAUUUGGCCCCCCACCUCUCAUUUCUUCACCCAUACAUGAAAGGGGCUCCUUCUUCUGGGAAUGUAUCUCCACUUGAGGAAAAUGAAGACAACAUGGCAGCUUCAAAUGCAACGCUGACCACCACAGACCAUCAGGAAAUGGAAAGUUGUGAAAUUUCGGAAGAAAUGUGUGAUUUGGUUGAUUGUGAUGUGGUGCUACAAUCAACUCCUCCUAAAAGAAAAGCCGAAGCCAGCAACAGCGAUGCCCAUAAAGUAUAUGCUGACUGGCUGGAAAUUAAACAAUUUAAUGAAAUGAAGAGAAACUGGGCGUCAUCAGCUGGUGAUGCUGACUGGAUGUUUUUUCAAUCCAUCCUCCCUGAUUUCAAGAAACUUAGUGACAGGCGUAGGAGAGACCUGAAAGCAAAAUUCCUGUUGCUUUUGAAUGAGCAGCUGGAUGAAGCUGAGAAUGAUACAUCGUGAUUUUCCUCAUCAUAGACUGCAUCUAGUUAACAAAUUUAUGCCACUACACAGAGUUAAUCAUCCACUGCUACAAGAUCGAUGGUGACGGUUUUCCCCUCAAAUCCGACAAUGCUUCUUGUGAAUACACUUCAAGCAGAAUUACAUUCUACCUUAGGAUAUGGAGCAGCUGUUACUUUUUAACUUGUAACCAUUGUUUACAUUAUGAGGUGACGAAAGUAAUGGGAUAGUGAUGUGCUCAAAUACAGAUGAUAGUAACAUUAUGUACACAAGGAAUAAAAGGGCAGUGCAUUUGCAGAGCUACCAUUUGUGCUCAGGUGAUUUGUACGAAAAGGUUUCUGAUGUGCUUAU
This is a messenger RNA of Schistocerca americana (American grasshopper), 1146 nucleotides long. RefSeq lists its product as uncharacterized. Gene Ontology annotation, biological process: regulation of transcription by RNA polymerase II. Gene Ontology annotation, cellular component: transcription regulator complex; nucleus. Bases 85 to 798 code for a protein of 237 amino acids. The record is from RefSeq and is a predicted model, not a curated record. NCBI's taxonomy places the organism in Eukaryota, Metazoa, Arthropoda, Insecta, Orthoptera, Acrididae. Gene Ontology annotation, molecular function: DNA binding. The transcript is spliced from 2 exons.